Messenger RNA from Pelobates fuscus (common spadefoot toad), 2000 nucleotides. RefSeq names its product solute carrier family 35 member A4 (gene SLC35A4). NCBI's taxonomy places the organism in Eukaryota, Metazoa, Chordata, Amphibia, Anura, Pelobatidae. The record is from RefSeq and is a predicted model, not a curated record. Bases 303 to 1271 code for a protein of 322 amino acids. Gene Ontology annotation, molecular function: pyrimidine nucleotide-sugar transmembrane transporter activity. Gene Ontology annotation, biological process: pyrimidine nucleotide-sugar transmembrane transport. Gene Ontology annotation, cellular component: Golgi membrane. The transcript has a single exon.
GCUACAUAUAAAGCAUUUUUUCUUUCCAUCUUGGUAAUGAGUAUAUAACUAGCACUGCAUUAACUCAUAUGUGGUCUCCACCACACCUGUGGGCCAUCUUUAAAUAAGCAAGUUCACAAUUGUGAACACCUAGCUGCCAGAUAUUAUCUUCUGUCACACGUUAGACAAGCCAGGUUUUGUAAUCACAAUUUGGAAUGUGUUUUUCCCUUCCCUUUUGUUAAUUUUGUAUGUAUAUACAUGACAGGUGCCUGACGUUUAUACAUAUCCAAAGAUCAUUGAUUCUAGGUUUUACUUGAGCCAAGAUGUAUGUUAUUGAUAAUGUAGGUCCCGAUGAAUUGUUGCAUUUUUCUAUUUGGCAAAAAGUCAUGCAAGUUUUAUGGGGUCUGAUGCUUGUGACAUCUGUUAUCAUUUAUGGCUCACACGCCCCUCUUGUAGUCUUAUGCAAAGUAAAUGGAGCCAUCCCUUUCAGUUCAUCUGCUGUUGUCCUUCUGAUUGAGUUGUCCAAGCUCAUAGUGUCCUCAUUACUUCUCUUGAUAUGGGAUCAAAAGUCAUUGGGAAUAUCAGUAUCAUGGCAUUUAGCUGUUCCAUAUGCCCUGCCUGCUUUUCUUUAUUGUGUCAACAACAAUUUAGUGGUUCACAUACAACACUUUAUGGACCCCAGCAGUUUCCAGGUCUUAAGUAACCUAAAAAUUGUCAGCACUGCAUUUUUAUACAGCUACUUCUUGCACCAAAAGCUUUCCAUAAAGAAGUGGUUUGCUCUCUUCUUGCUCACAACAGCUGGUGUAUUUUAUAGCUAUGGUGGUAUACAUGACCUUGAGAAGGUGUCUUCGCAAAGUCUCCUGUACAUUACCCUUCAAGGCCUCCUGCUAAUGCUGCUGUAUUGCCUUAUUUCGGGACUAUCUGCAGUUUACACAGAGAUGACUCUGAAGAAACAGGACAUACCUCUGAAUAUGCAGAACAUAUUCCUCUAUUCGUUUGGCAUAGCAAUGAACUUAAUAGCUCACAUAACAAGCAGCCCCCAGGACAGUUUUUUCGAUGGUUUUUCCAUUUGGGUGUGGAUAAUAAUUGUCAGCCAAGCCCUUAAUGGCCUCAUCAUGUCUGCCAUAAUGAAACACAGAAGCAAUAUUACUAGACUUUUUGUAAUUUCCUUUUCCAUGCUUGCAAAUGGACUUUUAUCUUACAUUCUUUUCCAGAUGCAGCUUACUGCUCUCUUUUUCUCGGCUGUCAUUCUCAUUGGCUUGGCUGUCUACUUGUAUUAUGGUAUUGCAUAAAUCUGUAUUGUACAGAAUAAGGGAAGUCCUACUAAUUCUGUUUAAGUUUUGUUGUCUUUUUUUUGUGAAGCCCAUUAAAAUACCUCCUUUACCAACAUGUUUUGAGCCUGUUUGUGCAUGUGAGUACUUUACUACAAACUAUUAUUUAUUAUUUUACCAUCUUGAUGGUCUGAACACACGAAUACAUUGGUUCUUAAUCCUUUAGGACAGUGACCCAAGUUAUGUACUCAUGUGACUGUAACCUAAUGUUCAAUGGUGUGGUUUGCUCAGUAUUGUAGAAUCAUCAAUAAUAGAAACCCACCUGCAUUUUUUUUUUGCUAUUGUUAAUAAUCCAUGGCUAUGAUUGAUGGGAGUUUAAAAAAAAAAAAUCUAGAUCAAUGAGGUAUAUUCUUACUUUACUCCCUGAGCAAUAUUUGCCUAUAAUGGCAAUGUGUUGAAAGCACUGCCAUUAUAGGCAUUAUAGACCCUGUUAUUUAAAAAUGCCAUAUUAUUUUGAUGAUAUUUCUUCCAUCUAUAUAUUAAUGUACAUGCCAAACUUCAAGAGUAUCAUUUUAUGCCAUCACUUGAUGCAUUAAAGACAGCCAUACACAUAGUUGCAAAGUAUAACCAGGGAUAAAUGGAGAAGCAGCACGAACCAAGAUUUUAUAACAAAUAUCUAGCCUUCAAGCUAUUUAGGGAAAAUGAUGAAAAUCAGAUGGGGCUAAUUUCACAAGUCAGUCCCUUUUUUUU